UUACCUCCAUAGUCUUCCAUUUUACUAUCCAACAAGCUCACAAACGAAUUCACUCAUAGUCUCUCAAACAAAAUGCCACCUAUCCAACAUUACACUAUUGCUUGGUUUGAGAAAACAUUGACCAAAUCCUAUAUACAAAACGAUGAUUUCAUUCUUCCAACUAUGGAUGUUCUUCCACAAGUUGACAAAGAAGCCGUUGUUUUAUACGACAAAGGCUCUUUCAAAAUGAAAUACAAGAUCGGUCGAAAGGCGCGCCUCAACAAUGGGUGGAAAGAGUUUGUUGAUGCAAAAGGCCUAAGGGAGGGGGAUGAGUUGCGUUUUCAAGUUUGUGAUCUAGAGGAUCGCCUCUACUUCAUUGUUACUAAAGUGGAGGAGCGGAGAUCAUAGAUGUUGAUUAGGUCGUCUCUUUCUUUUAUGAAAAAUCAAGUUUGUUUUGUUUUGUUUUGUUUUGUUUUUGUUUACUUAAUGACGUAUGGUUUUGAUUUAUGUUAGUAUCCAAAUAUAUAUUCAUUCGA
Lycium ferocissimum is the source of this 515-nucleotide messenger RNA. RefSeq lists its product as uncharacterized. The record is from RefSeq and is a predicted model, not a curated record. Gene Ontology annotation, molecular function: DNA binding. The coding region runs from base 73 to 387 and encodes 104 amino acids. Lineage: Eukaryota; Viridiplantae; Streptophyta; Magnoliopsida; Solanales; Solanaceae. The transcript has 2 exons.